Molecule: messenger RNA, 6509 nt
Organism: Seriola aureovittata
Lineage: Eukaryota; Metazoa; Chordata; Actinopteri; Carangiformes; Carangidae
Gene: smtnb
Product: smoothelin b
Exons: 20
Coding region: 1195-4380 (1061 amino acids)
Biological process (GO): actin cytoskeleton organization
Cellular component (GO): filamentous actin; microtubule organizing center
Molecular function (GO): protein binding
Source: RefSeq, a predicted model, not a curated record
GCUUCUUUUAUCUGCCUUUCAUAUGUGAUGACAAAUGCCACAGAGCACCAGAAGGAGCUUUGUAAAUUGCAUUGCAGUCUGCCACUUGGUCAUAUUGGUAGUGUUUAAAGAUUACAAGUCAGUUGGUAAAACUUGAUUCAGAAAGGACUUACUGUUAAUUACACACAAAUAUCUCCAUUAAAUGUUUUUAUAGCAGAGAGCUGUAUUUUUGUUACUAUCAGCACGAAGGUAGCACUUAAGCAGCGGCAGUGCCUUAGACAGUAUAUCUCCAAAUAAGAUCAUUACAAUGAACAGACUACACUGCUUUAAAAACAUGAGGAGAGAAUGGGAAAGAAAAGUACUCUUCAUAUAUGAGUACAAUGUGCUAUUACAAUGAGAGAAUAUGAAUAAGACAAAGUAUAAUAUAGGAUGGAAGAUUAGUACUACUCAAAAACAUGUACCUACUAUAAUGUAACAUUGAAAUAAAUAGAUUUGUCAUUACUGUUGGUGUCUAAACCUGUUUUAACCCCUAUGUUUUUUUUACUUUUAAAGAACUUUGAAUUGCAUUUGUUUGAAAUGAGCUAUAUAAAUAAAGUUUGAUUGAUCGGUGUAAAAUAUUGUAGGUAUUAAGGCAGGGGCAGGAGAACAGAGCUUGAAAAAGCCCAGUUUUACACCUAAACUCUAGGUAUAAUAUUGGUUAUAUUGCCUUAUGGAUUGUAACAUCUACAAUUCAGUGUCCACGCCAAAAAAAGUGGCACUAAUCAUCCCCCAUAGUCGGAUGCUGUUUCUUGUCUUCCCACAGAGCGGCGCGCUUUGAAUGAGCUCCGGGAGAAGCCGGGGACAGAGAGGGGCGGGGAUUACACCUUUCAGUGGGAAUCCUGUAUUCAAAAAGCUGCCAACGUCCCAACGUAAGAGCGUGCGGGCCUGUUUGUGCUUUCAUUACAACUCAAGAGUCGACAAAAAGAGGACCGAAAUAUGCCCUCCGUCAGCGGGACACGAGUGUAUUUUCGUUGACUCAGAAGAACUUUGUGACUUUGACUCCGCUGAAGACUGAGACAGCAGUGAGAAAAAAAAAAAAAAGAAAGAAAAAAGACACAACAAAAACAGUUUACAAGUCGUGCAGGUGCUACACGUUGUUGACCGGCAGACCAGAUCACAGCUAGACUCACGCUCCGGACCUUCUCGUCUCACCUGAGCCUGCCUGCAAAGAUUAAAAUGUCUGUGGAGAGUUAUUCUGCGCUGGACGAGUCCUCCCUCCGAGCCUUGCUGGAUGGAACCGUGGAUCUGGACGAGAGACGCCUCAUCCGUUCAGCCAUCCGGGAGUUGAGGAGGAGGGAGAUUGAGGACAUGGAGGCCGCUCUGGCCAGCAAGAGAUUUCGUCCCACACGCCUCAAGCAGCAGGAGGACAAGGAGAACCAGCACAGAUCAGAAUCCGGCGAUAACUUGGACGUCCUGUCACGAAAACUGCAAUCAAUACAGGAUAUCGAUGAGCUCACGAAAAUGCUCCGCGCCGCCAGCGAGUAUGAGGAGAGGAAAAUGAUCAGAGCAGCCAUCCGACAAGUCCGAGAAGAACAGCAGCAAGCGACUGUGGAGAGGGUAAAAGCCCCUGGGUGCCGCCCGGAUCCUGAGUGUGUGGAUCCCCAGAGCAGCAUGGGAACUGGAGAGACAGAGCGGGAGAGUCAUAGUGAACGAGAGCGUGUCAGAUCUCAGAUCCGGGAGUUACACGGCCAGCAGACACAACAAAGCAGAGAGUUGCAGAGAAUAGGCUCCAACUCAGGCAUGGUGUUGGUUCUCGAUCACCUGGUGAAGGACGAUGGCUCUGGGCCUCUGCUCAUCCAGCCUCAGAGAGAGGCUGUGACCACAGAGCCUGACCUGGUCCUGUCACACCGUCAAAGGUCAGACUCCUCAGCUUCAGACCGCAGUGUGAGCUCGGUGCUUUCCAAGUCCAAUCUUGAUUCUGUGGCCUCAGAGAAGACUCUGGGCUCAGCCUACAGAGCCCGGCUAGACUCUGGUGCCUCAGACAGGAGCCAGAGUUCCUCCCAGCGUGGUCGGCUAGGCUCCGGGGCAUCAGAGCGAAGCGUCAGCUCCCAGUCCUAUAUCAGACAGAGACUGGGCUCAGAUGUCUCCGACUCUGGCGUCAGACCCCGUUUGGGCUCUGGGGCUUCAGAUAGUGUCGGUCUUUUGUCAAGGAAACGGACUGACUCGGUGACAUCUGACCAGAGCGUGAGUAUGUCCUCUGAGGAGAGGGGUCCAGGGGAGGAGGUGGAGAUAGCAACGAGUGGUUCAACUUACAGCACAGAUUCAGAAACCGAGAGCAGAAGCCAAGGUCCAGCCAGCCUCCAGGCUCAGUCUGACCAGGAUCACAUCGUUGACCAGGAGCAGCCUGAUGGAGCCAUUUUAUCUCGCAGCGAUCCUACAGAUGUUCAGCUCAGUGGCAGCACCAAGGGAAAAACUGACUUCCAGAAACAAAAGAUAACAGUUAACAGGGAUCUUCCCUUCACCCGUGACAAAGCAAAGGACUCUGCACCUGAGAAGAAAAAUGCUGUGUCGGAACAAUUCAACUGCACCAACUCUGUGCGUGACAGAAUGCGCAAGUUCGCAGAGCCCAGCCCGAGCCCAAAUGUCGCAGCUUUGAAGAAAGCUCCUCUGAGGAAUGGGACAACCCCCGGCAGCAGUGGCCACACAAAUUUCUCCAGAGCUACUGAGCUGUUUACACACACAGCAGCAUCACUCAAAACAUCUGGAGACUCCACAUCUCACACCUCUGCCGCAUCUCAGAGUCAGGCCACACCUCAGCCAAGAGGUGGGGCUAACAAACCUCUGUCUUCAGCCAGCCAAUCGCAGAACUCCAAGGGCGGGACGAGACAACCAGCUGAAAAAGAUGUGCACGCCUUCAGUAACUCAAAGGAAGACAGGACCCCAGGGAAAGCAGCUGCACAGCAGGUCACCCAGGGAGAGGCAGACCCGGACAUGAAGACUUUCCUCACCAUUGAGAUCAAGGAUGGGCGAGCCACGACCUCCUCUACAUCCUCCUCUAGGGGCAACAUCGUCCCCAUCACGACCAUCACCCCACGCAUCACCCCUAAUGCUCUGGGGCAAAGAGCAGAGUUGACCCUCGGCCUAAGAGCAACGCCAUUCAAAAUCUCCUCAUCCAGCUUCUCCUCUGGAUCCUCCAUAAAGAUGGAGACAGAGCCCGUUAUGGCCUCUGAGCCAGUGUUUUCAGCUGGACCGUCUGUCCAGGUGGCGUGUCAAGUCCCAGCCAUCCCCAACGGUUCCAGCAUUGAAGCUAAACCCUGCGAGCGCUCCGGAAAACUGACUGCGGAACAGCUGGCUGCCAUCGAGGACGAAGAGCUCCUUGACAAAAUGCUCGAUGAGUCAAAAGACUUUGAGGAGAGGAAGAUGAUCCGUGCAGCCAUGAGAGACCUUCGCAAGAGAAAGAGAGAGGUCAUGCUGGGAUGUACUCAGGAGGAAAUAGACCAGAGAGAAAAGGAGCGGGAGACCCGCCUGCAGGAGCUCCGGCAGCAGAGAGAGGAGCGUUCACAGAAAGGUCGCGCUGGGGUGGGAGCAGGAGAAGUGGUAAUGAGGAAAGUGGAGAAGUCAGGAGAUGGCUCCACCCUCAGUCAAGUCACAAAGACCGACCGCUUCGCCCAGUCUGAUGAUGGGAGCAGAUCAUCACGCAGCACUGUCGUCGAGGCCAGUUAUGUGCAGAAAACAGACAGAGGGACAGUCCAGUCAAAAUCAUACAGCUACACCUCUUCCAGUUCCUCCUCCUCCUCUAACACAAGCAAAAAAGUGGGCAGCGUCUUUGAUCGCGAGGAUGACACAUCGACUCGCAGCGGCAAUGGAGGGUCGGAGCGAAGGCAGGCGGAGAGGCGCAAGGAGCUGAUGAGGGCUCAGACUCUGCCAAAGACCUCUGCCAUGCAGGCCCGCAAAGCCAUGAUAGAGAAGCUGGAGAAGGAGGGAGGCGGCCCUGGAAAUCAGGCGGUCGCCAAGGUAAACAAGGUGCAGCGCUCCACCAGCUUUGGUGUGCCCAACGCGAACUCCAUCAAGCAGAUGCUGCUCGACUGGUGCCGUGCCAAGACCCGCUCAUAUGAGCAUGUGGAUAUUCAGAAUUUUUCAUCCAGUUGGAGCAAUGGCAUGGCGUUUUGUGCCCUGGUGCACAAUUUCUUCCCUGAAGCCUUUGACUACAACUCCCUGAGCCCCAGCAACCGCAGGCAAAACUUUGAGGUGGCCUUCACCACUGCAGAGACACACGCCAACUGCAUGCCUUUGCUGGAAGUGGAGGACAUGAUGAUCAUGGGUAACAAACCCGACUCCAAAUGUGUCUUCACCUACGUACAGUCUCUGGUCAACCACCUGCGCAGAUACGAGAUGUCCAUGGGUCGGCCCUGUGACCUCUGACCUGUGCUCAGUGAGCGCUCAACCUCCAUGUGCACCCCCUUCCCCUUCUUACCUUCACCAGCCCUGACCCUUCCCCCAGCUCCAUCGUCACCUGAUGACUGCCUCCGCUCUGAUAGGCUUGGUCACAGACUUGCACAUCUCCGAUGGACAAGUUGGGGAUAACGUGUGUGUGUGUGUGAGUGAUUGUGUAUGUGUUUGUGUGUCAGUUUAUCUGUGUCGGCAGUGGUGAUGUGUAUUCAUUAUUUCAGUUCUCUUCGGGACACACAUUGUUAACUCAGAGUCCACCUUUCUCCAGCAAGAGAACACCAAAGUUUUUAUAAGACUACCUUUUAAGCUUUAAAAUUUUACAUACUUUUUGUACUCAGCUUUGUAUCAGGUAAUGUUUAACGUACAGUAGCUGUGUCAGUACACUAGUGUACUGCAAAACGAGAAAAAAGAGAAAACAUUUUAUUAAUUCAUAUUAUAUAUUAUAUAUGAUAUAUAUAUAUCAUAUAUAAUAUAUCAUAUAUUUUCAAUAUUUCCCCUUUUGAAAUAUUUAUACCUACAUUUUUCUCUGCUACACUUUUGUAAUUAUUGUAAUUUGUUCACUUUGCUGUUGAUAAUUCCACUGAAGAAGAAAAAUAUACCCAGCCCAUAUAGUUCAUUAUUUGGUUUUCAUUUUGGUACUUUUUCAUUUUUACCAAACUCUGGUUGCUUGAACAAUUUUAAGUUAAUUUUAAGUUAUUAUUUUCAUGUUGAUAUAAUCAGUUAGCAUAUUAUUACUUAAUGCAUGAGCACAGAGAUGUUUUUUCCUCGAAUGGAUUCAACAUUGUUUUGCUGUUGUUAUGUUGGAGUCCAGCGCUGAGUAAUCUCACCUUUCUGAACUCAACAGUGCUACUGAGAAAUUGUAUUACUGUAUCAUCAUAUUAUUCCAAAGGCAAAAGUGUUUGCAGUCAAGCAUGUUUUUUUCAAUCCAGGUAGAAAGAACACAAGAGGAGUUGGUUGCAGUCUGAUGUCGUACAGCUGAGUUGUAUCCUGUUUCUUACUGCUUGACUGACAGCAUCACUGCCACACCCUGCCAAACACACUCACACACAGCUCUUUCAGAGGGCUCCUUAUUUAUGCUUGGAUGGAUUUUUUUUUUUAUAUAUAUAUCUGUUUUUUGUUUUUUUUAAUUUUCUUAGUGUGUACAUUAUACUUUUAAAAGUUUUGUUUAAAGUAAGUCAUUAAGCUCAAGCUACGACGAUGUUUUGUGAAACAAAAUUGGUGUCGCUUUUUGGACAAGUUCAUGGACCUGAUGAAAGCUCUCAGUUUAAACAUGAGUAAUCAUGACUGAACAUAACUGCCGAUUGUAUAUUUUACAACAUGAAGCUAAGGAGACUUUUUUUGAAUGAAGAUUUCUAUUCUGCUUGUAAAAUUAAGGUUCCUAUGAGAAGAUGUCUAAAAUUUGGUUACAGAGCUGAUUUUGGUGAAACUUAUUUCUUAUAGCUCUGUGUUAGUAGACUUAGAGAAAUUAUUUGAUAAUUAUUCCACUGCUGAGAAACUGAAAAACGAAUACCUUCCACCAAGCAGUGACCGCUGUAUAUAAGACCUUAAACACGUUAUAAUUUCAUGUUUCUCUGCACCACAGUUAAAUGUGAAUUAACAAUUAAACCAGUUUGAGAAACAAAUGCCUUUGUGGGGAAUUAUUGCUCUGAAUCGUCUCAUAAAACCGCACCCACUUAUUCCUGUGCCAUGCACAUUCAUACUCUACCUAUUGAAAUCUUACACUUUGGAGUGUAAAAGGAAAUGGACAAGAGAACAUAAAUAUUCAACGCAACAAGAACUAGAGAUCAAUUUUUUUUCAGAUAUUUUAUUAUUUUCUUCUUUUACUGCACUUCCACUUGAAUCCUCCUGUGUGUAUGAGUCCAGCCCACCAGAGCACGUAGCAUCAACCUCAGGCCAGUCGCACGAUUUUCAGCCUGGGGCUUCAUUCUGUUUCACAGUAGGUAGGAAGUAAUAAGACACACAAGAGAACUCAAGAGAGGCGAAGGUGCUGAAGACAGCUGACACAUGAUGAACCAAAAGACAAAAUAUAACAAACACACUGCCAGUCUUUGUGUGGAGAGUAGAAAAGCAAUCACAAAGCGGCCUGUUGGGUUUUUUAUGAC